Messenger RNA from Sycon ciliatum, 1345 nucleotides. Its product is annotated as large ribosomal subunit protein uL3-like. Bases 144 to 1154 code for a protein of 336 amino acids. The record is from RefSeq and is a predicted model, not a curated record. The transcript is spliced from 7 exons. Gene Ontology annotation, biological process: translation. Gene Ontology annotation, molecular function: structural constituent of ribosome. NCBI's taxonomy places the organism in Eukaryota, Metazoa, Porifera, Calcarea, Leucosolenida, Sycettidae. Gene Ontology annotation, cellular component: ribosome; mitochondrial large ribosomal subunit.
AUGUUUUUACUGGAUGAGGUUAUAUCGAUCAACAACACAAUUGUGCGUGGAGUUUGAAACAAUUUUCAGUAUUUUCAGUUUCUAAAGAGGUUAUUCAUGGUAUAUGUUGAUAUUUAGUCUUAGAUGAUGGUCGUGUAGGUCCAAUGUUGUCGCGGCUUGCUCUGCGGCCUUUCAGGCCGAUCAAGGCAUCCGAAGUAACUGUCAAUAGUACUAGGAAUGCUUACAUCCAUUUCAAGAGAAAAUGGGACGUGAAUUCUUACGAUGAAAUGCGUGAGCUUCGAAAAAUGUUGGGCUCGAUCACUGAUAAAGAUGCUAUGAUGGCGACAAUAGCAAACCGUUGCGAAGAACCAGACAAAGCUGAAUGGCCCGAGCCCAAUCGAAUGACCAGGCGUGCUGGUGUCAUUGCGAAAAAGCUGGGAUGCAUGUCGUACUGGACACGGGAUGGAGAAUCUCACGCAAUGUGUGCCCUGCAGAUCUUGGACAGCACCGUUAUGGACGUAUCCGUAAUGGGCCCUGAUGAUAGAACUGGCGUGUGGAUGGCCGGUGGGCAGAUGACAGCUGAGGAGAUUGCAAAGACUCCAGACUACAAGCUAGAGCCGUUCCGCGCACGGUCCAUGCACCCGUGCCACGAGGUUCGCUUCAUGGGCACGUCCAUUGAUUCUCUUCUUCCAGUCAAAACAGUCCUGGGUUCGUCCCACUUCCGAUGUGGCCAGUUUGUUGACGUUCUCGGAACUUCCAUUGACCGAGGUUUUCAGGGAGGUAUGAAACGCCACGGCUUCAAAGGCCUCCCGGCGUCUCACGGUGUAACCAGAGCUCAUCGUGCUAUCGGUGCUAUUGGCCAUAAAAAAGACGGUUUGUGGAGAGGAACCAAGAUGCCUGGGCACAUGGGUGGUUACAGGAGAUACGCCCGAUGUAUGCGGGUGGUGCGUGUCGAUCACAAGAACAAUGUAAUCUUUGUGCGAGGCCGUCACACCAUUGGGUACAUUACAGAAUUUGUCAGCAUACACGAUGCUACCUACUAUCCACCACACAGCGCCGUUCCCCAUCCGACACACUUCACCGCCAGGGACGGAGAGCUGCCCGAACAGCAGUUCUGGGACGAGGUCAUCCAGCCCGGCUCGGAUACGUUUGUCUUUGAGGGUGAAAGCAAUUAAGUCAGUGCCGUGUACAGACGCACAGACGCCAUGUAGGUGUGCAAUCCUGCUGCUGCCUGCUGCAAGACUGCAUGCGGAGUACUCGCAUUCUUCAGCUGCUGACACGUGCUGGAUUUUUUUAUAGGCGCUGAACUUGAAAACGCUACUAUUGUCUUGGUAUGGGUAAACAUACGUAUCCCUGCUCUACUGUA